CCUGUGUGUGCCCGGCGCCGGCGUGUGCGGCGCCCGCCGGGUGGCCAUCCGGGCGUGUGCCGGGGGGCGCCGCGCCCGCGGGCCGCUCCCCGAGGGGCCGCCCCGCGGGCCGCGUGUGUGCCGGGGGCUGUCGCGCGCCCCAGCGGAGGGGCCGUGUGCAGGUACUGGCCCAGGCCCUGACUCCCUGGAGAGAGAUGAAGAGACCGAGAUUCAGAGAGGUUCAGACACUUGCCCGAGGUCACACAGCUAGUCUCACUUCCCGCUGCUCCCGCCCUUGCCCCGCACCAUGGCUCCAGGCUCCUCCCCCUGGGCGCUCCUCCCGCCGCCGCCGGCUGCUCUGCCCUUCCUGCUGCUUCUCUGGGCCGGGGCCUCUCGGGGUCAGCCGUGCCCGGGCCGCUGCAUCUGCCAGAACGUGGCGCCCACGCUGACCAUGCUGUGUGCCAAGACAGGCCUGCUCUUCGUGCCGCCCGCCAUCGACCGGCGCGUGGUGGAGCUGCGGCUCACCGACAACUUCAUCGCCGCCGUCCGCCGGCGGGACUUCGCCAACAUGACCAGCCUGGUGCACCUCACCCUGUCCCGCAACACCAUCGGCCAGGUGGCCGCCGGCGCCUUCGCCGACCUCCGCGCCCUGCGCGCGCUGCACCUGGACAGCAACCGGUUGGCCGAGGUGCGCGGCGACCAGCUCCGCGGCCUGGGCAACCUGCGCCACCUCAUCCUGGGCAACAACCAGAUCCGCCGCGUGGACGCGGCCGCCUUCGACGCCUUCCUGGCCACCGUGGAGGACCUGGAUCUGUCCUACAACAACCUGGAGGCCCUGCCCUGGGAGGCGGUGGGGCAGAUGGUGAACCUCAACACCCUCACGCUGGACCACAACCUCAUCGACCACAUCGCCGAGGGCACCUUCGUGCAGCUCCACAAACUCGUCCGCCUGGACAUGACCUCCAACCGCCUCCAUAAACUGCCCCCCGACGGGCUCUUCCUGCGCUCCCAGGGCGCGGGGCCCAAGCCCCCCACGCCACUCACCGUCAGCUUCGGGGGCAACCCGCUGCACUGCAACUGCGAGCUGCUCUGGCUGCGCCGCCUGACCCGCGAGGACGACCUGGAGACGUGCGCCACGCCCGAGCACCUCACCGACCGCUACUUCUGGUCCAUCCCCGAGGAGGAGUUCCUGUGCGAGCCGCCGCUCAUCACGCGGCAGGCCGGCGGCCGCGCCCUGGUGGUGGAGGGCCAGGCGGUCAGCCUGCGCUGCCGCGCCGUGGGCGACCCCGAGCCCGUGGUGCACUGGGUGGCGCCUGACGGCCGCCUGCUGGGCAACUCCAGCCGGACCCGGGUCCGGGGCGACGGGACGCUGGAUGUCACCAUCACCACCUUGCGGGACAGCGGCACCUUCACUUGCAUCGCGUCUAACGCGGCGGGGGAGGCCACGGCCCCCGUGGAGGUGUGCGUGGUGCCCCUGCCGCUGAUGGCGCCCCCGCCCGCCGCGCCCCCGCCGCUCACCGAGCCGGGCUCCUCGGACAUCGCCACGCCCGGCCGACCCGGUGCCAACGAGUCCGCCGCUGAGCGCCGCCUUGUGGCGGCGGAGCUCACCUCGAACUCGGUGCUCAUCCGCUGGCCCGUGCAGAGGCCGGUGCCCGGCAUCCGCAUGUACCAGGUCCAGUACAACAGCUCCGCAGAUGACUCCCUCGUCUACAGGAUGAUCCCGUCCACCAGUCAGACCUUCCUGGUGAAUGAUUUGGCUGCGGGCCGCGCCUACGACCUGUGCGUGCUGGCCGUCUACGACGACGGGGCCACGACGCUGCCGGCCACCCGGGUGGUGGGUUGUGUGCAGUUCACCACGGCUGGGGACCCGGCGCCCUGCCGCCCGCUGCGCGCCCACUUCCUGGGCGGCACCAUGAUCAUCGCCAUCGGCGGCGUCAUCGUCGCCUCGGUCCUCGUCUUCAUCGUCCUGCUCAUGAUCCGCUACAAAGUCUACGGCGACGGGGACGGGCGCCGCGGCAAGGGCACGUCGCGGUCGCCCCCGCGGGUCAGCCACGUGUGCUCGCAGACCAACGGCGCGGGCGCCGCGCAGGCCCCGCCGGCACCCGACCGCUACGAGGCGCUGCGGGAGGUGGUGACCCCGGGCGCCGUGGCCGUCGAGGCCAAGGCCGCCGCCGAGCCGGCCCGCAGCGAGCCCGAGGCGGCCCUGGGACGCGCCCUGGGCGGCUCGGCCACGUCGCUGUGCCUGCUGCCGUCGGAGGAGACCUCCGGGGAGGAGCGCCGGGGCGCGGCGGGCCCGCGGAGGAGCCGCUCUGGGGCGCUGGGGCCGCCCGCCUCGGCGCCCCCGACGCUCGCCCUGGUCCCCGGGGGGGCCCGGCCCAGGCCGCAGCAGCGCUACUCGUUCGACGGGGACUACGGGGCGCUCUUCCAGAGCCACAGUUACCCGCGCCGCGCCCGCCGGACAAAGCGCCACCGCUCCACGCCGCACUUGGACGGGGCCGGAGGGGGCGCGGCCGGGGAGGACGGAGACCUGGGACUGGGCUCCGCCAGGGCGCGCCUGGCCUUCACCAGCACCGAGUGGAUGCUGGAGAGUACCGUGUGAGCGGCGGGCGGGCGGGCGCCGUGGACACUGCCCAGCCGCCCGGACGCUGGGGCCAGGACUCGGGGAGAAGAUGCAACGCCGAGACGCGGGGUUCGGAGUGGAGACGCGCCCUCUCCUCCGCCACCUCCUCCUCCUCUUCCUCCUCCUCCUCCUCCCCGGAGGGGGCGGGGCUGCCUCAGGCCGGGCGGAGGCCACGCCCCGGGGCGGGGCCCGGACGCGCCCUCCCGUGACUCCUCCCACUCCUGCCCCUCCCCCCGCGCGCUCGCGGACCUCGCUGGAGCCGGUGCCUUACACAGCGAAGCGCGGGGAGGGGCAGGGCCCCCCCGACACUGCAGCACUGAGACACGAGCCCCCUCCUCCCGCCCGGGACCCGGGACCCGGGCCAGGGCCGGGGGGCCCAUUCCUUGUAUCUGGCUGGACUAGAUCCUAUUCUGUCCCGCGGCGGCCUCCAAAGCCCCCAACCCCAUCCCGUUCAAUUUCCCUGGUCCUGUCGGGUCUGGCUUGGGGUUCCCCUUUCUUUGCUCCUCCGUCUGUCUCUGUGCCGCCCUCCAUCCGUCUCUGUCUUAUGUCUCUGUCACUCCCUCUUGGUGUCCUUUCUCUGUAGCGUCCAGACACCCCCAUUUCGUACAGUCUCUCAAGAUUACCUCUCCCCCCUCCACCCCACAACGCAUCUCCCGGGCAGGUCCCACCGGAAGGACCAGAUUAUCUUCCUCUUUCCCCCUCCAAAUAAAUCCCCACAUGAACAAAGUCCAAAACCAAAUCCUCCUCCCUCGCCGGAGCCGGGACCCUCCGCCGCAGCAGAAUUAAAAUUUUUUCUGUGUCCGAGGC
Messenger RNA from Sorex araneus (European shrew), 3406 nucleotides. RefSeq names its product leucine rich repeat and fibronectin type III domain containing 1 (gene LRFN1). The record is from RefSeq and is a predicted model, not a curated record. Lineage: Eukaryota; Metazoa; Chordata; Mammalia; Eulipotyphla; Soricidae. Gene Ontology annotation, molecular function: protein binding. The coding region runs from base 287 to 2578 and encodes 763 amino acids. The transcript is spliced from 5 exons.